Molecule: messenger RNA, 1402 nt
Organism: Centruroides sculpturatus (bark scorpion)
Lineage: Eukaryota; Metazoa; Arthropoda; Arachnida; Scorpiones; Buthidae
Product: cysteine-rich venom protein TRI1-like
Exons: 7
Coding region: 76-891 (271 amino acids)
Source: RefSeq, a predicted model, not a curated record
UAUACGUUUCAAUAGAAUUAUGUUCGAUAAACGGAGUUUCAAAUCUUUUAGAAGACAAGUAGAAGAAAUUUCACGAUGUGGUUCAUUUGUAUGAUUCUUCUGUAUUGUUUCUUCCUUCCAGUAAACUGUUCGAAAAGUGGAUUGUUUCUUCUUUCCAGUGACCAGUUCGAAAGUAGAGAGAUAUCCAAAGAGGAAUAUUUCAAUAACAGUUCUAUAGUGAAGGAAAUUAAAAAAAUAUAUAAACGUUCCAGUAAAAAGUAUGGUUUCACGGAAGACGAACGAAGUGAUAUUUUAAAUUUGAUUAAUUUCUAUAGAAAUAACACUAAACCAAUGGCUGCCAAUAUGAUGAAAUUGGAAUGGAGUGACACUUUAGCAAAUUUAGCUAAGUUGUGGUCCGAUCGAUGCAAUGUAGACGAAAGUAGUGGCCCUGCUGGAUGUUUACACAAAAUCAAUCAGAAUGUAUACAUCGGAUACGAACCAUUCGAGACUAUUUUACAAAUUUGGAACGGGGAAUCUCAACAUUAUAAUUACUCUAAUGCUACAUGCGAUAAAAACAGCAAUUGUGAUAAAUAUCUUACUAUGAUUUCGGCUGAUGUUCGUUUCGUUGGCUGUUCGCUAACAGAUUGUUUGAAAACUGGUUUUAAAUUUAUGAUGGUUUGCAACUAUUUUCCAAAAAUCAAUAUUCGAGGGAAAGCACCUUAUCAAUCAGGUGAAGCUUGUAGUAAAUGUAAUGGUAGUAGAUGUGAAAAUAGUUUAUGUGUGAAUAAAGAUAUGCAAUUACCAUCAGAUCUUAAGACUUGUGCUGGAUGUAUACAGCAAAUUAAUAUAUCGCUCAACACAUGGAUGACCCAUGGCGAUGUCUCACAAGAGGACUGUUUUAUGGGAAAAUAGCACCCUAAUUUGGUAUUAGAAACCGGAAGAUAACCUGGAAAAUUCUGUUCAGAAGUUACUUCGGCUAUGACCCCAAAACUCGGACGUGACCCAAAGUCUUGGAUUUGACAGAAGGAUGAUUCUGCAAUGGGCUUUCGAAGAAAAGAAUCAUUUCCUUCCGACUUUUGUGUAUUAAUUAUGGACGGUUGUUUUCUUCAACGUGUUUGUGACUUUAUGAAUAGGCUAGACUGAAUUUUAAACUCUUCAGAAAACAGACUGGAAUUUAUAUGAAUCUCAAUGGCUGAUGCUUUGCUAAAACCAUAGCUUGUAUAUAUAUUUUAACAUUGAUAUAUAAAACUACAAUUUAAUUAUUAAGUUAUAAAUAUUUAUAUGCUACAACUAUUAUAAAUAUCAAAAUAUCGAUAUUUUCUUGAGAUAAUUCGAGAAUUGCCGGACACAUAAAGACUAAAUUUUGAGAAUCUUCUGUCCAGGAUUUGGACCAAAUGGAGUUGUUGACACUUCAUCUGGACCC